This is a messenger RNA of Xiphias gladius (swordfish), 2162 nucleotides long. It is a transcript of the gene ucp1, whose product is annotated as uncoupling protein 1. The record is from RefSeq and is a predicted model, not a curated record. Gene Ontology annotation, molecular function: oxidative phosphorylation uncoupler activity. Lineage: Eukaryota; Metazoa; Chordata; Actinopteri; Istiophoriformes; Xiphiidae. Bases 627 to 1547 code for a protein of 306 amino acids. The transcript is spliced from 7 exons. Gene Ontology annotation, cellular component: mitochondrial membrane. Gene Ontology annotation, biological process: adaptive thermogenesis; response to cold; mitochondrial transport.
CUGACCGAUAGUGUUUUAUUAUAACUCUUCUUAAGCGCAGACACUUGGUCUAAUGAAGUAAAUAAUGACUUAAUAUUGAGUCAGUGGCAGACGCAGGACAGAUGGAAAGCCUGCAGACAUCUCCAGUUUCUUCUUAGCGUACUGAAUGCCAAUGUGAAGUCAAGGCAAGAAAAUAACAUUUACAAAUAUUGAUGAUAGUUUAUGGACGCUUCUGAAAAUAUGCCACAAUUUGGAUGAAAAGAUACUGGGGUUACAGUCACAGAAUGGAGAGGCAAAAUAGUUGUUUUUCUGAAAAGUGCCUGCACUGUGGGGUAAAUUGAACAUUGACUUUCUGACAGUCGGUGGACUUUGAUUUGACCCGGGUGUACAGGAGUACAGUAACGCCUCUCUGUGGAUGUCAUAAAUAAAAGCCAGCCAGAGAAUAUAUAAAUGCAGAGCAAAAGAUGCUUCUCUCCUUCAUGUGAAGUGGGGCCCUUUAUGGAUUAUAACCUGGCCUAUCAAAUACUGCCCGGCAACAAACAACCAAGGAUCAAAAGGAACCUUACAUUUUAGACAAUAGAGUCCAACGCUGACUUGCUUCUGCACGUGUGUCUCUGUGUGCGUACCUGUCACCGGCAGCAGGAAACAUGGUAGGACUCAAACCCUCAGAUGUUCCCCCUCCACUGGGGGUGAAGAUGGCGAGUGCUGGAGCAGCAGCCUGUAUAGCUGACAUUGUCACAUUUCCUCUGGACACGGCCAAAGUCAGACUACAGAUUCAGGGCGAGAAGAAAGCAGUGGAAGGCAUCCGGUACAGAGGGGUGUUUGGGACAAUCAGCACCAUGAUCCGAACAGAGGGGCCCAAGUCUCUGUACAACGGGCUGGUAGCCGGUCUGCAGAGACAAGUGUGCUUCGCUUCCAUCAGAAUCGGCCUCUAUGACAAUGUCAAAAAUUUCUACACAGGUGGAAAAGACAACCCGGGCGUGCUGGUGCGUAUCCUGGCCGGCUGCACCACGGGUGCCAUGGCAGUGUCCUUUGCGCAGCCCACCGACGUGGUCAAGGUUCGCUUCCAAGCCCAGGUGAACCUGGACGGCGUGGCUCGUCGCUACAGUGGCACCAUGCAGGCCUACAAACACAUCUUCCAGAAUGAGGGCUUACGUGGACUCUGGAAAGGCACCCUACCCAACAUCACAAGAAACGCACUGGUCAACUGCACAGAGCUGGUUACGUACGACCUGAUCAAGGAGGCCAUUCUUAAACAUAACCUGUUGUCAGACAACCUGCCGUGCCACUUUGUGUCCGCGUUCGGCGCCGGCUUCGUCACCACGGUGAUUGCCUCCCCGGUGGACGUGGUGAAGACCAGGUACAUGAACUCACCCCCGGGCCAGUACAGGAGCGCCGUCAACUGUGCCUGGACCAUGCUGACCAAAGAGGGCCCGACCGCGUUCUACAAAGGAUUUGUGCCCUCAUUUCUGAGGUUGGGAUCGUGGAAUGUCGUGAUGUUCGUGUCGUUCGAGCAAAUCAAGAGGGCCAUGAUGGUCACCAAGAAGCGGAUCGAGGCCCCGAAUUGAGUUUAGUGCUUCAAAGUUUGACUGAAAAAAAAACACCACUGGAUGAAGAAACCUAAUGUGUACCAAUUCGGGUUUUUUUUUGUUUGUUUUUUUUAGCUUUAUUCAACAAUCUUCUUGUCCUGUGGUGACAAAGAGGACAACCCUUUUUUUAAAAAAAAGAGGAGUACUGGACAGUCUACCUUGUGUUUGACUUCAUGUUCAACUCCUGUAUCAAGAAGACACACACCGCUCCUUUCAUAUUUAUAAAUUUGUCAUAAUGAGCCCAUUCCAAAUAGUUUGGGAGUGAAUGAUAUGAACACAAGCUUGUGAUAACCUCCUCUGGGAAGUGGGGUUUGCACUUUAAGACCUGUGACUCUAAAUCUGCCAGUCAUACAUUUCAGGCAGCUUUAACCAGUGCAGGUUUUUAUAUUAAAAAAAAAAAAACAAUACCGGUGCCACAAUAAAAUGUAAAACAUGAUUAUGUAAAGCUUAAAAUAUAUUUGACCUGUUUUACACACACUGUGCUUGCUUCUUUCACUUGCCCCUACAACACAUGGACACAAAACACAUUUCAAAACAUCUAACUGUAUUUAUUAACUCAGGGCAAGUUGUGUAAAUCAUUACAGAACUUCCUCA